Messenger RNA from Dunckerocampus dactyliophorus (ringed pipefish), 5155 nucleotides. RefSeq names its product forkhead box protein N3-like. Gene Ontology annotation, cellular component: nucleus. NCBI's taxonomy places the organism in Eukaryota, Metazoa, Chordata, Actinopteri, Syngnathiformes, Syngnathidae. Gene Ontology annotation, biological process: regulation of DNA-templated transcription. Bases 440 to 1909 code for a protein of 489 amino acids. The transcript is spliced from 6 exons. The record is from RefSeq and is a predicted model, not a curated record. Gene Ontology annotation, molecular function: DNA-binding transcription factor activity; cis-regulatory region sequence-specific DNA binding.
CAAGGCAGAGAAACCAACACACAACCACGCACACACACGUACACACUCACACGCACACGCACUCAGCUCACACAGGAGAGCGCAGAGCGGGAUAAACAGGAGAGAGAGAGAGACUAUCGGAACGCAGCGGCUUGUGUGUGUGUGUGUGUGUGAAUGCGUGUGUGUGUGUACGUAGCUAGGUAGGUACGCGCUCGCUCGGCGGUAGAAACGACUGGCGUGGCGGCGCGGACAUGGAGGGACACGGGAAAAACGCUGGGAAGUGACCGAGCACGGAGGCGACGAGGGGGGGGACAGAGAAGAGAGGGGACGGACGGACGGAUAUACGGAACGGGAAGUAGGAAGAACGGAAGGACGGAAGCAAGGAGGCGAGAAAAGUCUGACAAGAGGAUUUGAAGAGAGUGCAACACAGCAGGAUUCUAAGGAGUGAGCCCUGGGCUGGAUGGGACCCACCAUGCCCCCCAGUAAGAAGGCUCAGAGCCCCAGCAGUGGAGCCAGUGCCUCACAAGGCAUGAGUCCGCCAUACCGACAAGGGGACGCUGCAACCGCAGCAUCAGAGGCGGAGGCGGCCGACCUUUCCCUGUCUUUGUCAGCUUCCUUCUCCAAAGCCGAAGACGAGGAACUCACCAGUCUUUCCUGGCUCCACGAGAGCACUGACCUCCUCAACAGCUUCAGCCACUCCGGGUUGCGUAGCGUUUCUCCCCUGCUGGACCCUGACGGCCAGCACCCCCGCUCGCCUUCUUCCUCAUCGCCAUGCCCGGACGACCCCUUGUUGGGUGAUGCACACUCGGCGUAUGACUUGGCGGCAGGGGCCAACAGAAAACCGCCGUACUCCUUCAGCUGCUUGAUCUUUAUGGCGAUUGAGGAUGCACCAAACAAGCGGCUGCCAGUAAAAGACAUCUACGGCUGGAUCCUGGAGCAUUUUCCCUACUUUGCAAGCGCCCCCACGGGAUGGAAGAACUCAGUGCGCCACAAUCUGUCACUAAACAAGUGCUUCAAGAAGGUGGAUAAAGACCGCAGUCAGAGCAUAGGGAAAGGAUCUUUGUGGUCAAUAGACCCGGAGUACAGACACAACCUGAUCCAGGCGCUGAAGAAAACACCGUACCAUCCCUACUCCACCGGCCUGGCUACUACACCUUCCACCUCUCCGCCCACCCUAUCUCAGACAUUUCACCACAGUCCUCCUUUGUGGUCAGGGAGUCCCCUCUUCAGAAAGAAUGGCGGUGUCCUCCUACAAGUUCCUCGUGGUGUGAUUCAAAACGGCGCCCGAGUAAGGAGCCAGGCACUCUUCCCUGUGAUCCGACCCCUUCCUGUCAGUCCUGUGGGCAGCAGAACUUCUGCGAUCAGAUCAUCCCUAGGAGAUUAUCUAAACAGAGGCCAGGAUAGCCCUUCCUGCUACUCUCCUCCUCCCUGCGGUGAGGACCUCCAGGAAGAUCACACCUACAGCACCGCCAAAUCCCCGACCAGGCUGGGGUCCUCCCAGGCCGCGGCCCCUUCCUCUCCCUUGGACGACGACGACGACAUCAUCGCCGUGGAAAUCCAAUCCGACGUCAAACCCGAGCCCCGGGAGAUCCCGCUGGAUUCCCACGUUACGACCGCCGCCGCCACCUACGUUUCCCAGCAACCCCUGCGCGGACAGAGACGUAGCUCGGGGGCGGGAGCCGGGACGCUGGCGGGAAGCAGCUUUGUGUGGACCAAAAACCGAGCGCGGGGCAUCAGCGACACGCUGCCGCUGAAGAAGCGGCGCGCCAUGGCGACGGCGGUGGAGAAGCCGCCGGAGAGCGACGACGAGGAGAUGAAGGAGGCGGCCGGGUCGCUGCUCCACCUGGCCGGGGUCAGGGCCUGCCUCAACAACAUCACAAAUCGCACCGCCAAGGGCCAGAAGGAGCAGAAAGAGGCCCUGAGAAACUAAAAGACACGUAAUCACACAUACACACGCUCGCACGCCGACAUGCACACACAAGUAGGUCAACAGGUAACACGGUUAGUCUCAACGGACACUUCUCAUCUCCCUCUAUCUAACUGCAGGGCAUUAGGUGAAUCCUACUUAUUUGUGGCAAUAUCAAAAAUCGAUGUUUUCCUACAUGUUCAGCAACACUAAUGGGUACUUCUCAUGUGUCUUCUUCUUGUUUUUGUCAUUUUCAAACAAAAAAAACACACACAAAAAAAAAAAAAAGGGGAUGAAAGCCAUAGUAAAAAGCAUUCGUUUGGACACGUCGGCAAGAGAAGCGAAGCGCGGACGGGAAGAUGGCUGUUUUGUCUUGCGUAUCUCUUUGUGUGCGUGAACCUGUAGCAAUCUCGCGGCGAUGGCGGCAGAGAGCGGCGCGAGCAUCACUCUCCUUCGCAUCCUUACACGAGCACAAAUGUGAGACUGUGCCAAAGAGAAGUGACCAGGUUGCUUCAUGUAGCCAAUACGACAGACAGCUGACAAAAAAAAAAACACAAACAAAAAAAAAAAAAACCCAACCCUGAAGGCUACGGUAGUAAAGCUUGACGAGUGUCAAAAUAAUUGUAAAACCCGAUGUGAUAUAUAAUCAUGCACUUGUUAUUAUUUCACGCCACUUCUAGUGAAGCCACAUGGUUUCUUUCGAGAGCACUCACAGUAUUUAAGAGUAGAUAUAUUCAAAUGAAAAAGACAAAAAAAUCUCAUGUGUAUCACCGUAGAGACGGAUAGCGUGCCGGGGGCGAGGCAAUAUCUCCCUUCAUUUUGUUGUCGGUCGUCGUUGCAUAAUGUAAACGUCCCCCCCCUCCCCCGAACUUUUACCCAGUACUUCCUGUCUCCGGACGCCCGGAGAAGACGUCUACACGGUUUACGUUGGUGUCUGUUCCCUCCUCCUCCUCCCUCCUCCUCCUCCUCCUCACUCGACCCUCAUAAAGAUAUAAGCAAUUUGCCCCCGCGCGGGCAACUCUGUAAAAAGUUAGAAAAUAUUUUAUUUUUUUCCUUUCUUAAUUGAAGCAAUUUGACCUGCAGGACUUUCUCAGUUAUAUUGCAUGGGUGCUUGUAAAUAAGAUACAAAGCAAAUCUUUUUUAUUCAAAGAACAUGUAAGAUAAACGAUGUAUUUAGCAUGAAGCAUGACUUAUUUUCAUAUAAACCUUGAUGAUCCUAGACGAAAGGAAAAACAAGUUUUGCCGCCAAUUCUUAUACCCGUGACUAUAUUGGAUUUUUUGUUUUUGUUUUGUCUUUUUCGUUGUUGGGUUUUUUUCCCCUGCGUUUAUUUGAAUCCUUUCAGGGGUUCUUGAAAGACACGCCUUCAGAGAGCAACGUGGGGACGUCACUCUGCAAAUGGAGGUUUCCGGCUCUGUAAAGGCCGUCUCUUAGGGGUUCUGUCUUCUUCUGCUUGUACAGUGGUUGAGGUGAUCAGUGUUAUUCCACAACACAUCUGUAGUGUGUGUGUGUGUGUGUGUGUGUGUGUGUGUGUGUGUGUGCCCAGGAACACACUGUUUAACAUUGUGCCUGCCUGCCUGCCCCUCAGUACCUCUGUUGUCAUGUCUAAGACAUGUGUGGACACACCUUUCUUGGUUUAACACGACAGUAUUGUUUUGUUUUUUAUCCUCCUGCCUGUGUGUGUGUGUGUGUGUGUGUGUGUGUGUGUGUGUGUGUGUGUGUUCAGUGUAAAUGUACCAAACAGUCGUCGGUGUCCUGAAGCAGCUUACAGCGUGUCCCACAUGACAAGGAUUGUUCGGGAUGUAUUCAGACGAAGUAGAAAACACAAAAAUGUACACUUAAGCCCAAAAUGAGCGGAUGGGUAUUUUUUUUUUCCAUUUGGACACAAAAUUCCGUGUCCAAUCUUUUUCACCAGAAAAUGGAAAUGGUUCAUAUUUGGCAUUGAUGUCACCGACUUUGUCGCGAUGUAUUUUGCGAGCGUUCUUACCCCCCAUAGGUUCCGUUUUCUCAAAAAGCAACCCUAAUUGGACACUUGGAGACGCUAGCAUGAAAGCACGGAUGGCUCUUCACGCUCACAGGCGGCUCCGUCUUGUUUGUGAGCUUUAAAAAAAAAACACACACAUAAAAAGAAGCGAUAGAGGAAAUUUCGGUCGGAUUUCCGAGGUUUUUGCUCACUGUUGUUUCCCUGAGCAUUCGUAAAAAUUCGGCCAUAAGCCUUUAAAUAUAGCUAAAGUUAGCUUAGCAAUUUUUUUUUUUUUUAAAAAGGGUUUUCUUCAUUUUUUUCAAGCUGCCGUGCCACCACUUAACCUCACACUUUAAAAACAGCAGCUCGAGAUUGUGCUUGAACUUACCAGGAUCCUUUAGAACGCUGCAAAACAUCCUUAGAACUUCAUAAAAUCAUCUUUUUUUUUUAAAUCGUGAAUAUUUGGCUAAAGAAAUAAAAAUUCACUGUGAAACCGUGCAGAAUACGAAUCAUUUUGGGCUUAACUGGAUUUUCUGUUGUGAAACAUUUUUGAUUCCUCGGAAAUUAGGGAUGGGCUUCAGACAAAAAUUCCACUGGUUGAGUAUGGUUGGCAUUAACAUUUAAAAACAAAGAAUCUCUCUCGAAAUGUUCUUAACUCCUGUUUCCUUGCCAUUGUUGGUGGAGUUUUUCGAAUGCUCCCAAAUUCCCACAGCUGAAGUCCUGUUUUUCUUCCAUAAAGUAGUUGAGGGUGAGCCAACAGCGCCUCUGCUGGUUACAGCUAAGUACUGCACUCCAAAUGAAAUAAGUUCAAAUGAAUCAAUGAUUAUGCCCGUCCCUAAUUUGCAGUAUUCAUUCAGUAUUGGACGUUGCUAAAGGUAAGCUAUCGCGGCGCUCGCUUUCAAGGCGUGUUAAGGUUAUCUCUUCCAGCUACGAAUGAAAGAACGCUGACUUUCUUUCAUUCUGAAGCGAUUUUUGAUAUUGUGCCACCGCUUGCGCUUUGGCUUUGAACGCCAGAGGACCGUUCUGGAGGCUAUGAAGCGCACGUGCAGCAGGGUAGCAGCUAAGUGACGAGCCAAGUGUCCACACGCAUGUCCCAUCCACACCAGUGCCACCUGUAGCAUGCAUCGCUGGCUUCCUGUCAUUCUCUAUGCUGUCCAUGCUGACGCUAAAAAAGGAGAGUUUUCUUGUGACCCGUCCCUCGUGUGAUACGUGUGUGAGGUCAGGCCCUAUGCUGUAUUUUACAGUAGCAAAGGAAUGUCAGGAUGUGUCGCUUAAAAAAAAAAAAAAAAAAAAAGAAAGAAAAACAAAA